Molecule: messenger RNA, 240 nt
Organism: Prunus armeniaca (apricot)
Lineage: Eukaryota; Viridiplantae; Streptophyta; Magnoliopsida; Rosales; Rosaceae
Source: the annotation of a GenBank genome assembly
AUGGGUGGUGGAGGUGCUAGGGUCGAUUGCUUUUUUACUAGGUGGCGAGAUGUGUAUUGGGUUCGAUUGGGUGGUGGUGAUGUGGGGACUGGGUCUGUGAGGUUUGGUGGCAGUGGCAGAAUCAGUGGCGGUUGUGAUGAUGAUGGUCUGACAGUCGUGGCCGUGGUGAGUUUGAUUUUCGUUUCGUUUCUGUUUUGCUGGGUAGAGCGAUGGGGUUGUGCAUUUCGGUUUAUGUUUUAG